Molecule: messenger RNA, 1869 nt
Organism: Closterium sp. NIES-65
Lineage: Eukaryota; Viridiplantae; Streptophyta; Zygnematophyceae; Desmidiales; Closteriaceae
Source: the annotation of a GenBank genome assembly
AUGGCUACCCCUAGUGUCCUCGCUUUUGAUGCUGAGGGUCGAGCCAUUGACUUUGAGGUCUUGGUCGACGACUUGCAGCUGUUCUUACAGUGCGAUAGGGCGGACGGUCUUUCUCUCUUUGACCUCACCUCUGGCGCCUCUUCUGCAUCUGCUGCUGUUGCUGAUCCCACUAUUCGCUCUCAGUGGGCCACCCGCGAUACUGCUGCACGUCUUGCUGUGCGUCGCAACCUGCCUACCACUGAGCGCGCGCACUUUAGUCAGUACAAGUGUGCUCAGACCUUGUACGACGCUGUAGUUGCGCGCUACUCUUCCCCUGCCACUGCUGCACUGAGCCGCCUCAUGCUACCGUACCUCUUCCCUGACCUUGCUGCACUUCCCACAGUUGCUGACCUCAUUACGCACCUCCGCACUAGUGACACUUGCUACCGCGCCGCGCUGCUUGUGCCAAGAACCCCCCCCCCCAUGUACAUCACUCUCUAUUACAUAGUCACCCGCCUCCCUGACUCCCUUCGCGUAGUCACGGACCACUUUCUCUCAGUCUGUCCCACCACUCUCACUGUUGACCUCCUAGAGAAGGCCCUCCUAGUAGCGGAGAAGAGCAUAGUCGCUAUAGGAGCCUCUCGUGGUGACCCUCGCACCCCCAUCUUUGAGGGGUGUUCCCCUUCCCCCCUGUUGCCCUCUAUCACCUCUCCUAUUGCGGCCGACCUACUUGGUCUUGAGUCGGUCGGUGCGGCGUCUGCCCCUAGCGGGAGACGCCGCUCUUGCAAGGGCAAGGGGGGCAAGGGCGCGGGUGGAUCUAGCGGGGGUGGUGGAGGUGGCGGUGGAGGCGGCGGAGGGAGUGGGGGUGGCGGUGGGAGUGGUGCCGGCGGUGGAGGUGGAGGUGGCAGUGGCAGCGGCGAAGGCGGAGGCGGCGGUGGCGGUAGCGGUGGGAGCGGAGGCGGCGGUGGCGGCGGAGGUGGAGGCGGCAGUGGUGGAGGAGGUGGAGCUGGUCGAGGUGGUACUUCUCAGCGGAGCGACUCCGGGAGUGGUCAGCGCCAGCAGCAGCAGCAGCAAGAGCAGCGUUCUCGGAACAUCCCCCCUCCUCAGCAGCUCCGUGAGUGGUUCACGCAGCAUCAGCGUGGUGGGGGUUUUGGCCCGUGCACCUACGUCCUCCGCUCCGGCGACCGCACGGGUGAGCAGUGUGGGGGUGCCCACCCCACCCAGCGCUGCUUUGGCCGCCUGACAGACGCUUGGCGUCAGCAGUUCCCGGAGGCUAGUGAGAUCCCCAGCUGGGGAGAGCUGUCUAGGGCAGGCGUAGCUGUCUUUGAUCUUGACUUUGCUGCUAUCCUUGCUGCCAUGUAUGCUGUGACUAUUAGUGAUAAGGGUGACUGUUACCGGUGUUUCCCGCCCGAACCGGGCAUUGGUACUGCUGCUCUAGGUACUGGUGAGGCUGCUGCUCUAGGUGCCAGUGCGUCAGCGCACUCAGGUGCUGGUGAGUCUGCGCUCUCAGGUACCACGUCGGCUUCGGCCUCCCUCACCUUCACACUUGACUCAGGGGCUUCUCGCUCCUUCUUUCAAGACCGCACCACACUCACGCCGCUUGGUCGGCCAGUUGCAGUCUCCCUGGCAGACCCCUCUUGGGGUCCUGUCCUAUCUCACUUCUCCACUGUCCUCCCGUGUCCGGCUGCCCCCUCUGGCACCUUGUCUGGUCUUUACCUCCCCUCAUUCUCUACAAAGUUGGUGAGUGCUGCUGACCUGCAGGAUACGGGGGUUCACCAGUUCACUCCUCCGAGUCAGCGGGUGACCCACUGCACGGACGCUCGGACAGGCCGACCCCUGGCCACGUUUACACGUAGCUACGUCGGGUCAGGUGUUUGCUCUAGCGUCUAG